This is a messenger RNA of Danio rerio (zebrafish), 1758 nucleotides long. The record is from RefSeq and is marked predicted. Gene Ontology annotation, biological process: SCF-dependent proteasomal ubiquitin-dependent protein catabolic process. NCBI's taxonomy places the organism in Eukaryota, Metazoa, Chordata, Actinopteri, Cypriniformes, Danionidae.
UCAGCUUAGCAGCAUAGUUUGCUCUAAAGUGCUGACCAAUUCCCACUAAAUACAGCGCUAUUUUUUUAAUUAAGAGAUCAAUCAAAACAUCACGCCAGUUUAAGUUAAAUUACAGUACAGGGAAAACGUACAUAAGAUAUUUUCUACGUGUCGCUAAACAUUAUCAGGCCGCAGUGACAAGCUAACUAUGCGUUACUAGCGGUCGGUGCAGCUAUUUUGCAUACAGUAUUUGGUUUUAAAAUAAAUUACACGAUAAUUUUUGUCAUCAGUGCACCGAAAACGGUAACAUGCUAAGUUGACAUUGAGGUUAAUAUCAUCUUGACAUCUCAGGAAUCUCUUAUAAUGUUAAAGCUGCAGGCAAACAUCUCUAUGUGAGAGAGCGGGACAAAAAAAGGAUGAUCUCGAAGAUUUAACCAAGCACUGACAAACAUGCCUCAGCGGAAGAGAGCCCUCGUUCCCGUUAAUACGAGGAGAAGGGCUAAAGCAGACGAUGAUUACUUCCCUUUCAACUCCCUGCCGGUGGAAUGUCAGCUCCACGUGCUCUCGUUCCUCAGCGAGGUGGACAAAUGUAACUCUGCCCUGGUGUGCUCGAGCUGGAGUUGCUUAGUGCGUUCUGGAAAGCUCUGGAGAGUUGCGGACUACUCUCGCCGUGGGGUGUUUCAUUUGGGCCAAGAGGGUCUGCUCGUAUCCAACCGCGAGUUUGAGCGCUGGAAAUCUUGGGUUCACCAUUACACCCAUCAUCUUAUAUCCCGUGGUGCUAGUUUGCUCACUCUCAAGGCCAGUUUCGAUCUAGGCGACCAGUGCAAUAAAUGGGGCGAACUUCUGUCACAUCUUCUAGAGAACGUGCAUUGUCGGGAUCUCAGUCAUUUAGACCUGAACUGGACGUUUACGCUCCUGGAGCCCCUUGACCUUCGCGUCCACACCAGUUCUAGUUCUCACCAAGACAACAUCACCAAGAUGGACCAGGUCAAUAACUUCCAGAUCCUCCUGGCCAGACUCGUCCACAGCUGUCCCAGGAUCACCAAAAUGCGAUUGCACUUCGACUGGUCCGAAACAUCAGUUGCGCUCAUCACUCAGUUUCAACACCUUCGUAUAUUAGAGCUCAAGUACUUUUGGGUGUUCAAAGGAGUCAGUCCGAACACACUCCAGACGGUGACCAAGUCUCUCCCCAAUCUGAAGUCCCUAACGCUGCAUGUUCUUGUACCACUUCGAAAUUUAGGCAUCUCGUACACUCUCGAAUCCCUUUCACUCGAGUUUUUAGAUGUGUCGCCUAGUCGAGGGUUGGUUUUUUCAAGACUUAACCUUCCAGCGCUACGAGAGCUGCGGGCUAAAAAGAUUGUUCGGGGCAUUACUCUGGACCGGCGGACUCGACUGCGCAUACAGAGCCGUUGGCCCUGCUUGUAUCAGGUCUUACGUGAAGGGACCCCCAAACUUCAAGCUCUUAACAAUGAAAGACUACUUCCGAACUGGAAGGAGCAAAGCUACAGGGAGCUGACGUCAAUCCUCCAGCAGUCCUGCUACUGUCUUCAGCAUUUAGACAGUUGGCUUUGGUGAAGCUUAGACUGAAGUAAUGAAAGGCUCCAAAUGAUGGCCUGAAGGGACACGGAUGCUUCCUGAAGAAAAACAUUUGAUGGACCACAAAAAACACACAUUUCUGAUCCUCUCUAAUUACAAAUAGCUGUAAUUGAAUUAUACAUCAGCCCUUUGCUUGCAUGUAAUUGGAUUAAAUUUCAAUACACAUCCAUUUCCUUAGCCGUG